UUGAAAGCCGAAGAUUCACAAACCGCUAAAUGUAAGUUGUGUAAAUCAAUAAUUAAAACGGCCGGACGUUCGACAAAAGGUUUACAUGUGCAUCUAAAGUCAAAACACAAAAUUGACAAGGAAAGCGCAUCAGACGGGAGCGGAAGUGCUGCAGCUUCUGCAACUGCGUCAACGUCCAGUUCCUCGACAUCGACUCAUUGUGAAGCUCAACCAUCAACCUCGGCAAAGAAGCACAAAAUCACUGACCAAUUUCCAAGUGCAAACAGUGCUGUAGAAACGAGGGUAUCACGCAUGGUGUCAAAAGAUGGUUUUCCAUUCCGGGUUUUCUGCACCUCGUCGGAUUUACGAGACCUUUUUAAAGCCGGGGGCUAUAAGUUACCAAAAUCGCCUAAUUCUAUCAAAUCAAUGGUUAUGCAUUUCGGCACGACUGUAAAAAUUACCAUUAUUCGAGAUCUCCUAAAGCUGAAAGAGAGCAACCACAGAUUCACCCUCACAUUCGACGAAUGGACUUCAACGAGAAAUAGGCGCUAUUUAAACGUUAAUGUUCACGCCUUGGCUAAUGAAAAAUCUAUUUCUUGGAACUUAGGGCUGGUGCAGAUUUACGGAAGUCUACCUGCAGAAACAUGUAUCACUGUUUUAAAAGAAAAAUUAUCAGAAUACGAGCUAUCUUUAGAUAAGGAUGUAAUCUGUAUUACCACAGAUGGUGCCAAAGUCAUGGUAAAAGUUGGGAAACUCAUCAAACCCCAUCAACAACUCUGUUAUGCACAUGGCAUCCAAUUGGCUGUUUUGGAUGUUAUUUAUAAACAAAAUACAUCUUCACGUAGUGGCCACGAAGCAUCAAAUGAAGAAAUGUCAGUGCGAAAUGAGACAGUUAGUGAAAGAGCUGAUGAGAAUUGUGACAAUGACUUGGAAAAUGACGAAAAUGACAUUUUUGAUUUGUCUUUUCCUACACCUACAAGUGAAAUAAACCUGACUGUGGAAUAUGCAGAAGUUGUUAAGAAGGUACGAAAAGUAGUAAAACUAUUUAAAAAUUCGCCUACUAAAAACGAUCUGCUGCAGACGUAUAUGACAAAAGACAUGGGAAAAAAUAUUGCUUUAUUGUUGGAUUGUCAAACAAGGUGGUCAAGCCUGUGCGAAAUGAUAACAAUAUUCAACAAAAUAAGAUCGUGCGUAUCGAAAACCCUGAUUGACUUAGGUCUUGGUGCAAAUCAUGACUACGUUUUCACUGAACAGGAAUAUGAUGUGCUAAUGGAUCUAGAACGAAUAUUACAGCCGGUAAAAUUAGCAGUCGAAGUUUUGUGUAGACGUGAGUCUAAUUUGAUUACUGCGGAAACUACUUUGAGAUUUAUUAUUAGCAAACUGAUAAAUAUUAAUAAACCGUUAGCCCGAAAACUUGUUGAUUCGUUGAGGAAACGUAUCUCAGAGCGGCGAACUGACUUGACAGCGGUUUUAUUAUACUUACAUGAUCCACAUAAGUACGAAGAAGACAAAAGUCAAUUUAUUUAUGAUGAAACAUUCAAUCUACCUCCAAAGAGUGUAAUACGCAAGGCCAUCAAAAAUAUAGUAGAAAGGCUAGAGUACACAGGAAGCAAUGCAGUAACCACUACUCCUGUUGAUGAUCCUUAUGACGACAUCCCUCUCUCUAAUCUCGAGACGCAAACGGAAGCCGCAGCACCAAUGUCACUUGAAAACGAACUCGAACUGACUUUGACUAGUAUCAAAAGUCCUGGCUCAACAGCCCAGCCACCUAGGUCUGGAAGUAUGAGUAACCUUGAGGUUUUGAUAAAGAAGGAAAUGAACUAUUUCGAGUCGGGUGGAUUAAAAGGCACUUACCUUCAGUUCGCCUAUAACGCACUUAUGACUAUUGUACCAACCAGCGUGGAAGCUGAGCGGGCUUUUUCAGCUGCUGGCUACCUUGUGUGCAAUAUCAGAAGCUGUUUAGCAGAUGACACAAUUAAUACUUUAACUUUUUUAAGAAGCUACUUCCAAAAUAAUGUUUAA
Molecule: messenger RNA, 2001 nt
Organism: Parnassius mnemosyne (clouded apollo)
Lineage: Eukaryota; Metazoa; Arthropoda; Insecta; Lepidoptera; Papilionidae
Source: the annotation of a GenBank genome assembly